Messenger RNA from Salvia hispanica, 2472 nucleotides. RefSeq names its product putative late blight resistance protein homolog R1B-14. Gene Ontology annotation, biological process: defense response to other organism. NCBI's taxonomy places the organism in Eukaryota, Viridiplantae, Streptophyta, Magnoliopsida, Lamiales, Lamiaceae. The record is from RefSeq and is a predicted model, not a curated record. Gene Ontology annotation, molecular function: ADP binding.
AUGGCUUAUGCUGUUCUUCUUUCACUUACCCAAACACUCGACAGAAUCCUGAGUUAUAAUGAACACCCCAUUUCUGUGCAUCGAAGACAACAGAUCGAACAGCUCCUUCGCCAAGUCAAGCUCCUCCACAGAUUCAUCCCAAAGCUCCCGAGGGAGGCCAACAACUUUGAAACAAGGAUCAGGGACGCUGCAAACGAAGCCGAGGACGUUAUCGAGCAUUUCAUGCACGAGCACACUGCCUCCCGUAAAAAAUCUACAGGUAUUUUUCUGUAUGAUUUCUGCGAGCUCGAUACUGUGGCGGAUGAAAUCAGCUCCAUUGCGAAAGAGGCCGCUGCCAUCAACACGGAGAGCUUGCAGCCCAGUAGUCGUCGCCCGGCCUCAACGCCCAUACCUGCAGUUGACAGUUUCACGGUUGGCCUUGAAGAGGGAUUUGAAAAAAUAAGAGGUCUGCUCUGCGAUGAAUCACCCGAACACCAGAUCAUCCCUAUCACGGGGAUGGGCGGUCUUGGGAAGACCACACUCGCCAGGAUGGUGUACCACGAUCCGCUGGUAGUGGAGACGUUUCCUGUUCGUGCUUGGAUCACUGUUUCACAAGAUUAUGACACCAUUGAUAUUCUUGGAAAUCUCCUACAUUACUUGGAAAAGGAAGGCGAACGAGGACUAGCAAAAGAUAGCGACUCAACGGUAGAAAAGAUUUACAAAAUAUUGAGGGUGAAGAAGCACCUUAUUGUAUUUGAUGAUGUCUGGAGUGGAGAUAUAUGGAACGAUAUGCGACAUGUAUUAUACCACAAUGAUAAUGGAAGUAGGAUCGUGAUAACAACGAGGAUAACGAGUGUGGCUUCUUACAUCAGCUCUGCAAGUCCUCUUCAUGAGAUGCAGUUUCUAAAACCAGAUCAAAGCUGGAAGCUACUUAAGGAGAAGGUGUUUCCACAAAAAGACUGUCCGUCCGAGCUGCAGAAAGUCGGACAGGAUAUUGCAACAAAAUGUAAGGGGCUGCCCCUUGCGAUUAUUCUUGUCGCAGGUGUCUUGUCCAACGUUAGGGAGACUCGAGAGUCAUGGGAGAAAAUUUUGGACGACGUGAAUUCAGCUAUUAAUAAGAAUGGGGAGUUUGAUGAGAUCAUGUCUUUGAGUUAUACUCAUUUACCUCUGUAUUUGAGGCCUUGUUUCUUAUACAUGGGCAGCUUCCCAGAAGAUCAUGAGAUCCGAAUCUCGAAGCUUAUCAAGCUUUGGAUAGCAGAAGGGAUGGUGGAAAGUGAAAAGGAGGCUCAGGAAUAUGUCAAUGACCUUAUCAUGAGAAGUCUGGUUUUGGUGACUUCGGUCAAGUCGAAUGGGAAGGUCAAAAGUUGCAAUAUCCAUGGUAUGGUACGUGACUUGUGCAAAAGAAAAGCUCUGGAUGAUAAUUACGAGCGAAGGCUCAGUAAUUCUCGUAUUGAUCUAAGGGAGCUUGCAAGAGCGUACGCCUCGACCAUGCGUUCUGUUGUGAGCUUCCGACCUAGUGGAAGCUCAUUACGCGGUCUGCGCAAGUUCAAAUUGCUGAGGGUGUUGGAUGUGGUGGAUACAGACGCCUAUGCACUCCCUGCUUCUGUGUUUGAGCUAUUUCACUUGAGGUACCUUGCUUUCGGAUGUCCAAUGGAGGUUCCAUCAGCCAUAUCCAGACUUCAGAAUCUUCGCAUAUUGAUCAUCCGUCCCAGCAAGAGAUCAAGGAAAUACAGAUACUCAACAGAUGAGGUAUAUCUACCAUUAGAGAUCUGGAUGAUGCGACGUUUGAUGCAUCUUAUCUCUUUUUAUGAUCUUUUGCCAAAUCCAGAAGGAGAAGCUUCGGCUCUAGAGAACCUGCUAACUUUGUCUGUGGUGAAAAAGUUGAUAUGUACAGAAGAGAUGAUGAAAUUGAUUUGCAAUGUGAGAAAACUGGCAAUCACUUAUUUCGGAGACAAAUACCAACAAGACUAUAAGCUCCACAAUCUUGUUCUUCUGCCUCAACUUGAGAAGCUGACACUAGUUGUGAAGAAAGGUUCUCUUCUUCAGGUAAAAGCUAAGCCUGUUUUCCCAGAGACACUAAGAAAGCUAACCUUGGGUGGUUGGCGAUUUCCUUGGGAAGAUAUGAAAGCUAUUGCCACUCUGCCGAAUCUUCAAGUGCUCAAACUGAGAGAUCAUGCCUUUGAAGGACAUACGUGGGACACUAACGAAGAGGCUGACGAGGAACAGUUUCCUAAACUGGAAUACUUGCUAAUUGAAGAAUCUGAUUUAGAAAGCUGGGUGACAGAAAAAGCCCACUUCCGAAUACUGAAGCGACUAGUGCUUCAUGGUUGUGGUAAACUAAGUGAGAUUCCAGAUGCCAUUGGAGACAUAUCACCACUUGAACUGAUUGAGGUUGAUCAUGCCAACAAAUCCCUUGUAGAGUGUGUCCAAAGGAUCCACAAGGAACAAAAGGAGGAAUACGACAACAAACUUCUUCAAGUUCGAGUAUUAUGA